CAAUGGGUUACUGCACAGUACAGUAUGUCCAGAGAAGCCCACAUCUCCCCCUCAAUUCCCUAGAGAGAGACGAAAAACAGUUAAUUGGUGUUUCUUGUUCCCAUCCAUCCGUAUUUGCGUUAUUCUUUGCUCCGUUUUAUAUUCUACAACUGCAGACUGAAUCGACUGACUGGGGUCAUGGCACAGAAUCAUGCCUUGGUUUUUGGUGCGAGUGGAAUUACUGGAUGGGCCAUCACAAAUGCUAUAAUUAACGGAUAUCCUGAUACAAGCCCUUUCCAGUCCGUCACAGCGCUGACCAACAGGCCGCUGAGCCGCGAAGUCGCUCAAUGGCCCGACUCCGACAUCCUGCAGGUCGUGAGUGGACUAGAUCUGCUCACCACUAAGGGCCAGGACGGGUUGGAGCAAGACAUGAAGAGGGGAAUUAAGGGGAUUGAGAAGGUGACACACGUGUACUUCUUCGCAUACAUCAUGGACCAAGACCCAGCCAAAGAGGUCGAAAUCAACAUCCAACUGCUCACGCGCGCCAUAACCGCCGUCCAGAACCUCUCCCCGAACCUCCAAUUCGUCGUCAUGGCCACGGGCACCAAGACAUACGGCGUCCACCUUCUCGACAAGUUCCCCUUCGGUGACUCCCUACCCCUCCACGAAGACCUCCCCCCAAUUCCCGAGCCCUACGUCUCGCAGAUGUUCUACUAUGCCCAGAUCGACACGCUAAAGAAGCUCUCGGCGGGCAAAGCCUGGAACUGGUGCGAAGUCAUCCCCGACAACAUCAUCGGCUUCGUACCCAACAACAACAUCUACUGUCUCGCGCAGACCCUGGCCACCUAUCUCGCCCUGUACGUCGCCGUCGAAGGCAAGGGCGCCGAGUGCGCCUUCCCCGGCACUGAGAAGAGCUGGGCCAUUCUGAGCAACGAAUGCAAUCAAGACAGUGUCGCCAAGUUUGCCGUCCACGCGAGCUUGCACCCGGAAGUUAGUGCGGGGGGGCGCUUCAACAUCGCUGACAGUGCCACACCUUCGUCGUGGUCCCACAAGUGGCCCGUGAUAUGCGAGUACUUUGGUCUCAAAGGCACCGCGCCGCCACCUGGAGGCUCGGGACCACAACCAGGACGAUACGUCGAGCAGCAUAUGGUGCGGUGGAAAGAGCUGGAGAUGAAGUAUGGACUGCAAACGGGCCGCGUGGGGAAUGAGAGAUCCUCUGGGGGCUUUCAACAUUUCAUCAUGAGCAUGUUUGAUUUUGAUCGACAGCUAGAUAUGAGAAGGGCGCAUGAAGCUUGGGGGGACAUGAAGGAGGAACUGGAUGAGGAGGGGUCUUGGUGGAUGACGUUUGAUAGGUUUAGAAAGGCUAAGAUUAUUCCAUGAGAUAGACGAUGGAAUAAAAUGUUGGAAAUGUUCCUGUUUCCUAAAGGCUCCGCUUGUUCCCGCGAACCGCUCACCUCGUUAGUCUCCUCAAUUCAGGGGCAUUCUGACGAAAUAGAAAACAGCUCACAGGCGCCACGCCGCU
This is a messenger RNA of Pseudogymnoascus verrucosus, 1501 nucleotides long. RefSeq lists its product as uncharacterized. Lineage: Eukaryota; Fungi; Ascomycota; Leotiomycetes; Thelebolales; Thelebolaceae. The transcript is spliced from 3 exons. The record is from RefSeq and is a predicted model, not a curated record. Bases 178 to 1359 code for a protein of 393 amino acids.